Molecule: messenger RNA, 2607 nt
Organism: Ilex paraguariensis (yerba mate)
Lineage: Eukaryota; Viridiplantae; Streptophyta; Magnoliopsida; Aquifoliales; Aquifoliaceae
Source: the annotation of a GenBank genome assembly
AUGUCACAGGCACUGGCUUAUACCCUCUGCGUUUAUUUUCUGGCGGGUCUAUCAUUGGCAGGAGGUGGGGUGCCUUUCUUUGAGUACCUGCUUCUGCUGUUUUUGGUAGCAUACUUUGGAUCAUCAGUCUUCUUCUUUCUCAGUGCCAUCUCUUCAAUUCCAGAAGUGGGGAAUGCAUUGGCAGGUCUUUUUGUUUCGGUUUUCCUACUCUUCAGUGGCUUUGUGAUCUACCCAUCCAAUAUCCCAACUUACUGGAAAUGGCUCACCUAUGCAAACCCAAUUCACUGGGCAAAUGUCUCAUUCUGCAGGUUCCAGUUCGAGGGUUACACUGACUCAUGCUCCAACUACCUAGGCCAACUUCCCUUCUGUGACCAGUUCCCAACAAUGACAGUUGGAAAAGCCUAUUUGGUCUACUUUGAGAUUUCUGAAGACACCAAGAGACCAUGGCUUCCCUAUGCCAUUCUUCUUGGUUGGACAGUAGCUGCCAACUUGUUAGCACUAUUGGGCCUGAAGAAACUUGAGUUCACUGGGACAAACCAGUCCUUGCCGCAUCUAAAAAAGGCCACCCCAGCAAUAAGCAAAUUUAAAGAAGAUACAGAGAGUGAAUUUCAGUCGAUUGGUAGUUCCAAUGGACAUUAUGAUGAUUACAGUUCUUCCAUAGAUUUUAGGCCACCCAAUUCAGCAUUAGCUCAUGGAAAAAUGAAGGACAAUGGCGGAGUCAGAAAAUGGAUUGAAGAAUUUCGUGUUGAUCUCGAGAGGAAUGGAUUAGGAAUUCCAGUCGAACCAGCAACCCUCUUAUUCGAGGAUCUGUCAUUCACAAGGUUUGAUGAGGAAAUGAAGGACAGUAUAUCAGUUUUCAAACACAUCACAGGAUAUGCCAGACCUCAAAACAUGCUAGCAUUAUUAGGUGGUUCCAAAACAGGUAAGGCAACACUCCUGAAAUGUUUGGCUGGAAGAUUACCUCUAAGUGCAAACCUCAUCGGCAACCUCCAGGCAAAUGGUAUCAAACCUGGAACUACCUUCUUCAGAUUAAUAGGCUUUGUUGAGAAACUGGACGCCCACCAACCUUAUCUCUCUGUGCGUGAAUCCCUACAAUUCAGUGCAUCGCUUCGUCUUAGCCAAGAAAUAGAAACCACAAGCCGCCGCAUUCAUGUUGAGCUGGUUCUUAAUCAACUUGAUUUAAUGCCCUAUGCCAACCAACUUGUUGGUUCCCUCCGUGAUGCUACUGGAAAGACAUUUGAAAUAGCUAAAAAAAUGACCAUAGCAGUUGAGCUUGCCGCUAACCCAAGUAUACUAUUUCUUGAAGAACCCAUAUAUGGCCUUGAUAACAGAGGAACUUUGAAUAUACUCAAUAUUCUCUGUCGUCUGUCAGAGUCCGGACAGACCAUUAUUGCUACUCUUACACACGCUAAUGCUCGUUCACUGUCCUUCUUUGACCAGGCUCUCAUUCUGACACGAGAAGGGCACCAAGCAUAUUUUGGCCCAAUAGGGUCUAACUGCAAUGAAUUGCUAGAUUAUUUUGCAUCAAUCCCAAACACCCGACAAUAUGUCCACAGCAAAAGUCCAGUUAGCUUUGUCAUGGAGGCUCUUGGCCUAGGCAUAAAAAAUAGGGGUACUCCUGUGCAAAACUUUGCAAAGAUCUACCAAGCUAGCCUCUUGCAUGAGGCCAACAACCAAGAGAUCAGUAGCAUCAAGAAGUUGAAGAAUUACAAGAUAUCAAAGCAUCUAUCAUCCAUCUAUACAGCUUCAUACCCACAGCAAGCAAGUUUGGUGCUGCUACGAACACAACGAUUCUUAUGGAGGAAUGUACAAUAUACAUAUGGCAGACUAACAGGAUGUGUUGUGAUUGGUCUCCUAAUGGGUUCCCUCUACUUUCAAAUUGAAUACAGAGACGUAUACGGCGUGACAUCACGAUCACUUUACAUAUACAUGCAAGUUAUACUUAUCGGGGUAAUCUCAGCGAAUAAUGUCAUUCCACAGAUUGGAACAGACAGGCUAGUUUACUUCAGGGAGAAAAGGGCUGGAAUGUAUCUUCCCAUAUUUUAUCCGAUAUCAUGGGCAGUGGGAGAGAUUCCAUACUUCUUCAUCACAACUCUUGUUGUGGUAGGAAUCGGAAAUGGGAUGGCAGGAAUUACAACAGACUCAGCAGCUAAAUUCCUAAUGUAUUGGCUUGUGCUCUUCAUGUUCACAUUGUGUGUGACAUAUUUUGGAAUGAUGGUUACGUUCCUAGCACCAGUGCCAACAAUCGCUGCAUUCAUUGUCUCAAUUGUAACAUCACUGUGGGUGUCAGCUUCUGGAGUAGUAGUUGUGCUACCGGAUAUAAAGUUCUACAAAUGGAUGUACUGGAGCAACCCAUUCCAAUAUGCGAUGAAUUCAAUGACCUCAAUCAGUUUUUAUUGCAAUAUGAAGGAUUGCGGGUCAAAUUGCAGGUGCCCACGCCUUCCAGAUGGCUCUUAUGUGUGGGAUAGAUUGGCAGAAGUGAGAGCCUUGAGCUAUGCAAGGAUGGACACGGACAUGCUCACCUUGUCUGCAAUGUGCAUGUUGUUUGCCUGUCUUGCCUCUAUCUUCUUUGUCAUAUUCAAGCACAACUCGACCCCUCGUCUGUAG